AUGCCUGGCUUGGAGAUCCCAGGUGAAUUCCUGCGUCAUGCCGUUCUUGAUACAAUUGUACCUCAUGCGCCAGCUCAUGAUAUUGAGGGCGCUUUAAGUUUGGCCCUGGAGGACGGAGCUGAUGAUCUCCCAUCCGUUCUCUCAUCAAUUCCUCAACGGUCUUUGUUAUUCUUUGAUGAAUUUCUCCCCGUUCGCAUAAUCCUAAGACUCUCUGAUUGCUCCGAAACCAUACUGAAACAUUACCUACCGCGACUCGAAGUCAAGCUGGAUGUUUUUGCUGUAGAUCCAGCAGAAUCGGUUGGUGAAAACCCUACACCAACUCGAGAUGUUAUAUUCUCGGGUAUAGUCAGUGGGGACGAGGAUCCUCUAGUUGUGUUCAAUGAAUUUGAAGGCGAGGAAGGAAGUGGGAACCACGUCUAUCUAGUCUGGAAUAUUGAGACCGCACUGAAACGACCUCGCAUCCGAAUUCAACACCCGUCCCUCCUAUUCAUUGCAUCUGCCAGCCUAAACCCGUCUGACGGGUGCCGUUCAGAAGAUUCAGAGGACGAUUAUCUCCCCUCACUUGUCCCCGCCUCAACGAACAUGCUACAGCCUUUAUCCGGCGAUAAAACGUUCAAUCACAAAGAGCCCUUCUUACCUGCUUCCAGGCUUUUGAGGGUGGUGCCAACAACCUAUAACGAGGACCCCAUCUACAACAUUCAGCAGCAACAUGGCCAUCCCUUUCGUGUUGUGCCCGCUGCAAGUGCGAGGAUUCGAUACUCUCGCUUGAAUUCCUACACUGGCAUCCCAUUGACAGCCGCCAGCCUUGACUUCGAAGUCACUCCUUAUCUGACUUGUGAGGUAUCCUUUGACAAGGCGGAUCUCCAGCUGUCCGAGGGAACGAUUGAGUCAAUGUCAGAUAUACCAGGUCUUACUCUCCCUAUUGUCUGUCGUCCACGAGACGACGUCACCCUAAUGUACAAACUCACGCCGGAAUAUGGCCCAGAGACCAACCCGUCAUCUACAGCCCUAACCAGUAUAUUGGGCAUAUCUCUUGAGGCAACAAUUCUUGUUGAUAAUGAUUGCAAACCGCGCAUUUCUAUGCAGUGGAAAACAAAUGUCGAUUUCUCAGUUGCACUGAAUCCUACGUUUGGGGGCCCCAGUCCGGCGCUGCAAAGGACGAAUCGUCCUACCAGUCUAUCAGUGUCAACCCAAGCGGGCGCAGCCCCGUCCAACAGAAGCUCAUUGCGAGAACGAGCAUACUCCGUUACUGACGUGGGUGUUACCAUAUCCUUCUCCGGGCCCGUUCGAGUGCAGGUUGGCUCCGUUUUCUCCUGGAGCGUUUUUAUUGUCAAUCGAUCCAAUGUACCUCGCAAAUUUGCGUUAAUUGCUAUUCCACGGCGGAAACGUAUCGACCCACGAGGACAUGUUGCACGGCCUUCUUCGUCAUCUAUCACCAGCCGGAAAGAGGACCAAGUCGCUGAAGCGGUGACUGAUGACAACAUCGUGCAUGCUAGGCAAAAGAGUGUGGCUGGACAGGAAGUUGAGUUGAUCAGCUUGAGUACGGAUAUCCGUGUAGGCCCUCUUCUACCAGGGACCUGCCACUCGACAGAAAUCAAACUCCUCCCCUUAGCCACAGGUCCACUUCACCUAGACGCAGUCCGGCUUGUAGAUGUGAACACGAACGAAACGACUGAUAUUCGAGAUCUUCCCGACAUUCUCGCGGAUGAUCAGCCACGCUCUUGA
This is a messenger RNA of Penicillium soppii, 1725 nucleotides long. RefSeq names its product TRAPP trafficking subunit Trs65 domain-containing protein. The transcript has 4 exons. Gene Ontology annotation, biological process: intra-Golgi vesicle-mediated transport. Gene Ontology annotation, cellular component: TRAPPII protein complex; trans-Golgi network. The record is from RefSeq and is a predicted model, not a curated record. Lineage: Eukaryota; Fungi; Ascomycota; Eurotiomycetes; Eurotiales; Aspergillaceae. The coding region runs from base 1 to 1725 and encodes 574 amino acids.